Messenger RNA from Saccostrea cuccullata (small rock oyster), 2542 nucleotides. Its product is annotated as cytoskeleton-associated protein 2-like. The record is from RefSeq and is a predicted model, not a curated record. Lineage: Eukaryota; Metazoa; Mollusca; Bivalvia; Ostreida; Ostreidae. Bases 61 to 1896 code for a protein of 611 amino acids. Gene Ontology annotation, biological process: negative regulation of microtubule depolymerization. The transcript has 10 exons. Gene Ontology annotation, cellular component: microtubule cytoskeleton.
UUCUUUGCGCCAAAAUACAAACAGUGAUGAUUCAAACAACCAAAAUCUGAUGUUACUUGAAUGCUCAUAAUGGAAAAACUUAAUUCGGCCAAAGUAAAGAAAGCAACAGAAUUUCUUGAAAAAUGGAAGAAAUUUCAGGAACAAAAGAGACAUCCUCUGUCAACAAAGUUGACAGCCCAAGAUGAUAUUGAAAAGAAGAAAGCAGGAAAGAAGGUUGUGGCAUCGCGAUAUCUUAGCCACAGAUCUGAGUCCAAUGUACCAAAGGAGCCCACAGCUCCCGCACAACAGUCCAAGGUCCAGAAACGAAUAUCUAUCUUACCUCAGAAACAGACUAAUGGAACACCAAUGAGCAUUAAAUUAGAGCGAUGGAAAAAGAAGAAAGAAAAUGAGAAGGAGAACCGGGCUAUCCCGAGAAGUGUGAGAAAGAAGACACAGACCCCUUUCAAAUCUGCUCAGAAGUAUACUCAUGUGAAAUCAAAGUUCAUGACUGCAAGUUCUCAAAAGACUGUUCAGAGGGAGGUCAACCGAAAGACGGAGAAAGAAACUGUGAAGAAAGUUCUGACAUCAACCAUGAAAUCUGUGUCCAUAAAGACAGUUUCCUCCGAAAUGACAAGAGUCACGAAGUCCACAUCCCAAACUAAGCCAACAAACUUAACAAAAACUUCUGGUGCUAAGAAAAAUUUUGCCAUGUCCUCACCAAAGAAAUACAAAUCCAGCCAUUUUCAGUUCAAGGUCGGUGAUUCAGAAACAAAGGAAUUAAAAAGGAGACAUUCGGACCUGGAAUCAAGGAAUACAAAAGUCACACGGAGCAUUCUGAAGAGGAAAUCUUGCCUGCCUAGCUUGUCUGAUGAAGCGUUAGUACCAGAUUCACAGACGCCAAAAACACCGGGUCACAAUGUUAGGUUUGUCUCCCCUGUCAAACGAAAACCAGACACCCAGACACUCAAGAAAACACCAGUACGCCAUCAGCAUAGAUCUAUGAGAACAGAGCUGGAGGAAUGGCUGAAGAAAAAAGGGAAGACCCCCAGUGGGUUCCGACAUCUACGGUGUUUUGAUGCCUCACUCUCAGCCAAGAAGAAGUCUUCAGAACAGUGCUAUACUGAGGAAAAGACACACAAGGAGGAAAUUAAGCCCAGAUCAUCAGUGGUACUGAAUCUGGAGGACCACUUCAAUGCUGAGGACUCCAUUACCAGUGAGGACACUAGUAUUAUUUUAAUUAACAGUUGCAAAAAGUUAAAUCUCCAUGUUCUCAGUAAGUGUACCAUUUUUAUGAGGCUAUUCUUAACGGAAUUAAUUCACAAUUUCUUAACUUUGAGGACUAUUUUUCAGGGCUGUCCUCUUGAGGACACAAUGAAGUGGCUGGAUUCCAUCGAGGACAACAUCACCAUGGCCUCGUCAUCUGCCAGGUUCUACAUCUGUAAAGCCAAGAUCCUCAAGAGCACCAACAACCUGGAAGAGGUCCUCCAAGUGUUUGAAAAGGCAGUUAAAAACAGUGCCCAACCAGCAGAAGACUUGGCCAGGUCUUUGACUGAGAUUAUAACAGAAAUCAGUCUCGAGCGUGAAAGGAAGGCUCGUUUAAAGAGUGCACUCGACAAGGCAGUGGAAGAUGGAAAUGUGUUUGAAUCCAGCACGAUUAAAUAUUGUGUCAGACAACUUACUCCACAUAAGUACAGAAAAAGACCGUCAGGUGGUUUCGAUGACUUCUCACCUUUGCCCUGUAAAGUUGUCACUCCAGUCCGUAGGUCCACUCGCCGUAGCCUGAGUGGUUUACCAGAUCAACUCCAAGACAAAACCCCCGUGUACACCGCGCUAGAGGACAUUCCAUCUCCAGAGAGAAAAGGGACUCUGUUUCAGUCAAAUUCAGCCCUAGACACAGAUCUAGAUGAGGACCUGUAGUAUUAUAAUUGUCUUUUGUAUUGAACAUAGGGCAUCAGCAAUUUGUAACACAUUCACACAGCAAGCACCCCAACCCCCACCACCCCGAGUAUAAAAGAAUUUUAAAUGCUGGUUAUUCUGUUCAUUUAUUAGGAUUCUCAGUAAUAAAGUUGAUAAGAAAUAUCCGAGUCAUUUUUAUCACAGCUUUGUUUGAUGUGAAAUAUGCUAUGCUAAUUAAUUAUAUAUUCUGCUAUGGAAUUUGGUUGUUACACUAGAAUAACUUUUAUGCAUUGUACUCUAUUUCUGAAAAAUAUAAAACUGUUAUUUUAGCUUUCAUAAUUUUAUUAUUUAUUCAUGUCAAAGAGAUGUCACACAGGUUUAUUUGAUAUUUUUAUUUGUUUAGCAAUGUUUGUGAGAAAUUCAAAAUGUGUUGAUGAAAAGGAUUAUUAGGCACACUGUUAACAACUUUUUAAAAUGAUUUUAUUUGUAAAGUUUAUGACUGGGUAGAAUACCUACAAAAAAGAAAUGGCACUGAUUUUAUAUGUCAACUAUAUAUAAAUACCUGGUAUUUAUAUCAUUACUAGUGUAAAGGUGUUGGAAUAUUUUUCUAACCAUAUUUAAUUUCACAGUUGGUAAAAAUGAACACACAUAAUUUUCAUAUUUAUAG